Parastagonospora nodorum SN15 is the source of this 798-nucleotide messenger RNA. RefSeq lists its product as hypothetical. Lineage: Eukaryota; Fungi; Ascomycota; Dothideomycetes; Pleosporales; Phaeosphaeriaceae. The transcript has 3 exons. The record is from RefSeq and is a predicted model, not a curated record. Bases 1 to 798 code for a protein of 265 amino acids.
AUGGCUUCCAAGAAAGCCACUCUCCAAGAGCAUUUUGGUGUGAGCACAUUUGAAGAAGCCUCGCGAAUUUGCGGUGUACGCCUGCUGGCUAUGACUAGGGACGAAUCUUAUACUGGCUUUACAAAAAUACAAAUCCCAUUCGAGGCACCCAGCCACCCCCCUCUGCCAUCAUGGGAUGAGGUCGAGCAAGCGUUCAAAGGGCAUUGUAAGCCGCGGGGGGGGAACAUCGAAAAAGCAUUCAGAGUCGGGGCAUUCGUAGUCAAGUUUGGCGGCGAUGCACGCAUAUUUCAGGAAGCCGAAACCCUACUGUUCCUGCAAGCAAACUCGCAGGUGCGAGCGCCCAAAGUCUACGCUGCCUUCACAAGGCAACUUUUCGAAUGGACAAAGCACUUCAUAAUUAUGGAUUACAUCGAAGGCGAGACGUUGAGCGGUGAGAAAUGGCUCAGUCUAAGCGACACGUCGCGGUCGAUCAUUUUGUCAAGGCUUUGCGAACAGUUCCAAAUUCUACGAUCCAUCCCCUCCGAGGGGUAUUAUGGCCACGUCCAUAGGCAAGGGUGGCCACCAUGGUUGUCUUUCCUUCGAAAAAUGCAACCGGGCGCUUCCGGGCCAUUUGAUACCGUGGGCAAUACCAUCAUCCGACAGAUCGUGGGACCAGAGGGCAAGGAAGAUUGGGAAGUCACAUUAAUCGACUGGUCAGAAGCCAGGGUGGCUCCCAGCUUGGAUGCAGACUUGGUGCCUCAAAGAGACAUUGACAAUGGUAUCAUCCGUGGAGAAAAUAAAUGCCGCGGAAACGCUUGA